Thunnus maccoyii (southern bluefin tuna) is the source of this 2103-nucleotide messenger RNA. RefSeq names its product immunoglobulin-like domain containing receptor 1b (gene ildr1b). The transcript has 8 exons. Gene Ontology annotation, cellular component: plasma membrane. Lineage: Eukaryota; Metazoa; Chordata; Actinopteri; Scombriformes; Scombridae. Gene Ontology annotation, molecular function: high-density lipoprotein particle receptor activity. Bases 283 to 1953 code for a protein of 556 amino acids. The record is from RefSeq and is a predicted model, not a curated record.
GAUGUCACCUGAAGCUGGGCAAAGGGGAGGUGGUGAUGUUCCGCCUCCAUCAUAGUCCGACUGCUUUAGGGGAAGUUGUUCGUCGAUUCGUCUGUAAACACUCGUCUUUCACCACAGAUAAUAUACAUGGCCAGAAAAACGUGUCGUCUUCAGUGAAAACGUGGCAGUACUAUGCAGAGCAGCGCCUACAUGACGCUUUUCUACAGAUGUUCAGGAUUUUUAGUGGAUUUUAAAUCGUCGUCAGGACAGUGAAGCUUCCGCGGAAGGAUACAGAGCAACGAGAUGGGAAAAAUGAUACUGAUGGCGCUUCUGCUGGUUUACCUGCCGACAGAGCUGCUCUCCAUCCAGGUGAACGUUCCAGAGACUGAGAGGUUUACGACUCUGUUUGCCUCUGUGAUUCUGCGCUGCGACUACUCCACUUCAGCGAACCCUCAGGAUGUCCUGGUCACCUGGAGAUACAAAUCCUUCUGUAAAGACCCAGUGCUUGAUUACUACUCCACAGCCUAUCAGGCCGCUCUGCAGCUGGGUCAGGACCCGUCCAAUGACUGCCCAGACCGCCAGCGCACAGUUCGCACAGUGGUGCAGAAGAGAGGCCUUAAUGAGCCCAUACUGGGAGCAGACUACAGAGAACGCAAAAUUACCAUUCAAAACAAGGCUGACCUGGUCAUCAAUGAGGUGAUGUGGUGGGAUAAUGGUGUGUACUACUGCAAUAUUGAUGCACCUGGUGACACGACAGGGGACCCGGAUCGUGAAGUUAAACUCAUUGUGUACCACUGGCUGACCGUCCUGUUAAUCAUCAUCGGUGCCCUCCUGCUCAUCAUGCUCUUCUGCAUAUGUUGCUGUCAGUGCUGCCCGCAGAAGUGCUGCUGCUAUGUCCGCUGCCCGUGUUGUCCACAGACAUGCUGCUGCCCGGAAAAAGCUGUGAUGCAGCACCGGAUGAUGCGACAGGCUCAGAAGGCUAUGGCUCCUUGGAUGCACGGCCAACCCAUUUAUGCUACCAUUAGCUCCAAUGCCUCCUCUCAGGGUGUCCCCAUACUGUAUUCAGGCUCGUACUCGGACCACCCUGUCAAACAGAACUUUGCCAUGGCUCCCAUGCAGCUGUCACCCAUGGCCCUGCAGCAGCAGCCCCCUCCUCCUCCUCCUCACCAUUACCACAUGAACGGCAGUGUGCAUAGCAGUGUUCAAGGCACCAACCAGGUGUUGGACUACCUGGAGAACCAGGUGAGGGGGCUGGAUGCAGGACCACCUCCAAUGGCUUCACGUGUUGUCCAAAAUAUGCCGCCAUUACAGUCUCAUCCUCAGCCCCAGCAGGCUCCUCCCGCAGUUCCCUACAGUCCCGGGCCUCCGAGUAUGUUGUCAGCCCUGGAUGACAUGGGGGUGAGAGGGAUCGAGAGAAGGGUGAUCACCCUUCCUCCUAUCAUCCAGCGCGGACCCAGCUUUUCCUCACGCAGGGGGCCUGGAGGUGGAGAGGGAGUCAGGGGUGUCCCCAGAAUGUCUAGCCAGUCCAGUGGGAGCACAAUCCCCUCGGAAAGGGGCGUCCACAGAGACAGUCGUAGAUACAGAGACGUCUCUCCUCCCAGGCGGGGGAUCUUGCGUGAUUACAGCGACGACUCCGACUGGGAUAACAGGCGAGGGAGAGCGCCACACAGGGGCUCGAGAAAUGAGAGAGGAAGCUCAGCAGGGAGGAGAGGAGGUGGGUCCAGGCCACGAACCCACAGUCGUGAUGACCUGAUGGAGGAGCUGCACAGCAGAGCAGCACGGAGGGAGAGGAGCUACUCACCUCCUCAGCGUCGCAAAGGGUCCUGGAGCUCAGAUGAAGAGGACAACAGGAGAAGAAGGGGAGGGAAAGGGAAGGAUUGGCCAGAGAAGCCCCCUAGCUACAACUCCAUUGAGAUCCAGCCUGGACACGGUAACGGGCAAAGGAACUACAACCAUCUUUAUAAGUUCCCAUAGCAGCACCAGCGUAGUCAUCUGAAGCAUUUCUUUCUUUUUGUUUUUUUCCUGAAUGUUUCCACAACGGUGAAAAUGAAGACAGACACUAGCUUAAAGGAUGGGUUUGCAGUUUUUCAAGUGUUUUCCAAAACAAUAGUCAGGUGCCCAAAU